Messenger RNA from Aspergillus vadensis CBS 113365, 883 nucleotides. RefSeq lists its product as uncharacterized. The transcript has 2 exons. Bases 187 to 660 code for a protein of 157 amino acids. NCBI's taxonomy places the organism in Eukaryota, Fungi, Ascomycota, Eurotiomycetes, Eurotiales, Aspergillaceae. The record is from RefSeq and is a predicted model, not a curated record.
UAGCUGUGGAGCUGCCAAAACGCCUGGACCUCAAAUUGUGUGCAUUUGCAGCACGCUACGACUCCGCAAUAGCGCGAUUGCUUUUUACAGACUUCACCAGCACACAAUACAUCUGGAGGGGUCAUACUUUCGUGCCUCCAGCCAUCUUUAUCAAGUAAUUCGCUUGGAAAAGAACACCGAUUCAAGAUGGGCUGGUUUGAUGGAAAAUCUUCAUCCUCAUCUUCCCACCACUCUCAUUCCCGCCGCCGUUCUUCCCCCUCACGACGUUCCACUUACUCAACUCAUCAUCCUCGUCACUCUGCUCCCUCGAUAUUCAGUCUGAACGGUGGUGGUAGUCGCGUCGGACGCACCAGCCCGUCCGUGCUCUCUUCGUCCUCAUCGCGGCGCGCACGUCCCCGAACAGGCUUCGUGCAGAAGGUGGUUCGCGCCAUCAAACGCUUGCUCCGUGACAUUUACGACUAUGCGCGUCAAAACCCAGUGAAGGUUCUCAUGCUGGUUGUCAUACCGCUCCUCACGAGUGGUGUUCUGCAGAAAUUGCUCGCCAUGAUCGGAAUCCGACUGCCAAAGGGGCUUUUUGGCGGGAAUUCAUCGAAGCCCAGUGGCAACAGCAUGUCAGACAACAUCAAGGGUCUCAUGAACAUUGCGAAAAUGCUGAUGUAACCUACUGAGGCAUUGCUUUAACCUCUGUAUUCCAGCGCUUCUGCACUUUGAUGUAUGAAUGGGAACAUCAGCGAGGAUUAGUCAGAAAAGAUAGACACGACACGAUCAUGAUAUGACAAUGACGAUACGACGCAAACUUGACUUGAUGCUUCUUGGUUGUUACGAUGUCCGUUGGCGGUUGCGGGUAACUCCAAAGAGUCAUGUUCCCGAUAUGUUUCUGAUA